Messenger RNA from Tupaia belangeri chinensis (Chinese tree shrew), 999 nucleotides. It is a transcript of the gene PRSS51, whose product is annotated as serine protease 51. The record is from RefSeq and is a predicted model, not a curated record. Bases 274 to 993 code for a protein of 239 amino acids. Lineage: Eukaryota; Metazoa; Chordata; Mammalia; Scandentia; Tupaiidae. The transcript is spliced from 6 exons. Gene Ontology annotation, molecular function: serine-type endopeptidase activity. Gene Ontology annotation, biological process: proteolysis.
UGCAGCUGCAUCUGUCAUCAUCUUUCACUGGAGGCAAGGGUUGGGAAAUCCUGCAUGGGAAUGAUGAGAAGAUGCUCCAGCUUCUAAUUCCACUGCUCACGGCAUUCAAAGGUUACGCCCAGGAAGAUCAAGUUCCAGCCCAAGGCAAUCCAGAGAAAUUCUGACUUGCAUUUGGCUGCAAACAUACCUUCUCCAAAAAAGUUAAAUGUGGCUACAGACCUGCCUUUCCCAAUCCAUCAUGGUUACCAUUUCGUGAACUGCUUCAAGUCCAGAAUGGUGAGUUCCCGUGGCAAAUUAGAAACGACAGUGGUGAAUAUCACUGUGGUCAUGGGAGCCAGAACAUUUAGCGACAUCCGUGUGGAGAGAAAGCAAGUGCAGAAGAUCAUCAUUCACAAAGAUUAUAAACCACCACACCUUGACAGUGACCUCUCGCUGCUCCUGCUUGCCACACCAGUACAAUUCACCAACUUCAAAAUGCCCAUCUGCCUGCCGGAGAAGGAGGGUACCUGGGACCGAUGCUGGAUGGCUGAGUGGGUAACAGCUGGUGGAUAUGGCCAAUAUGAAGUCUUAAACAAGCACCUGGAGAAGCUGAGAGUGGUGAAGAUUACCCGGAAAAAGUGCAUGAAGAGGGUAAAGCAGCUCUCCAGGAGCAUGUUUUGUGCCUGGAAGGAACAAGGCACCAAUGGCAACUGUAAGGGAGACAGUGGGGCACCUAUGGUCUGUAUUAACCACGGAACCCAGAGGCUCGUUCAAGUGGGUGUCUUCAGCUGGGCCAUUAGAUCCGGCUCCAGGGGAAGACCUGGUAUGUUUGUGUCUGUGGCUCAAUUUAUUCCAUGGAUCCAGGAGGAGACAGAAAAGGAGGGAAAAGCCUACACCAUCUCAGGAGCCCUGAGAAGCUCUCUGAUUUGUGUUCCACAGUACCCCUUAUUGCUAGGCUUGGGGUCUCAAAUGCUACUCACUACUAUGUUUACUGGUGAUAAAUUAAAUCUCUAAGCUUUG